Molecule: messenger RNA, 3174 nt
Organism: Porites evermanni
Lineage: Eukaryota; Metazoa; Cnidaria; Anthozoa; Scleractinia; Poritidae
Source: the annotation of a GenBank genome assembly
AUGAAUAUUGCUUUACUGUCCCAAGGACUUUGGUCCAUGAUUGUAGCACUUGCGCAAAUUCUGUUGAGAUCACUUCGUGUGAAUAUUCACCUCUUAGAAUGCCCUGUUGUUAUGGAUAUAGCCUUUAUGAUUGACGUGUCAGGAAGCAUUCCAUGGCAAGACAUUGCGGAUGUAAAAGAGAUGAUGAAGAAGGUCACGUCACGUUUCUUAAUCUCUUCAACUGGUAAGCAACCUUUUACCUGUAAGUUACUGACUAUUGUCGACCUCGUCCUCAGUAAUCUGAUCUAAAAUGAGCACAGCUUUGGAAAGAGAAUGAGGUUAAGUAUAUUUUCCAUGGCCUAUACGGGAAGGCUCCGUCAGAAAGGGGUACAUUUUUCAGUCAAACUUCAGUUAUAUUGAGAAAAACGUAUCUCACCGGCAAAAGUCGAAAAACUCGCAGAGUUAUGAGGCGGUAUUUUGUAGACUGGAUACAACGUCACGGAGGAAUUCAUUGUUCUGUUGGCCUGGACCGGGUUGCAUACAAACCUUCUUAAGAUAAGAAGGCUCUUAGUUUUUUUUUUCUGAAACAAUAACCUUUUGCUUGUGUUUAAAAUGAUAGUAACGGAUUCCAUUAAGAUGUUUUCUGCAACCCGAUCCUGGACCCCGAGGCCCACGAACAAAAGAAAAAAAUCAUGUCUUGGGAGAAAAAGAGGAUAAGCUGUCAAGAGUGGGAUUCGAACCCACGCCUACAAGAGUAGACUGCGACCUGAACGCAGCGCCUUAGACCGCUCGGCCACCCUGACAACCUUGAUGUCGAUUGACAAUUAUUUACAUCAGCAAACCGGUCAGUUCACGCUUUGGGGCAAAUGGUAAGCAAAAUUCAGGACUAAUCAAUUUCAUCCCGGAAUUGCGUUUUCAAUGUGUACAAAUCCAAACCAUUUACCGAAAAACGGCUGAGAAGGCCUGAACCUUGUGAAAAAAGGUUGCUUUGAAGAAAUUGAAUGGAACACGAAUUUCCGUUUGGAAAAUUCCGCCGUUCGUAAAAACCUGACUAUUUUUUUCAAAUGCUCCGCUCGUCCCGGGAAUUUUCCGCUGGAACGACACCAAAAGUAGUCGCGUUUCAUUUACUUUCCAACACGAUUUUCCAGAAAGGUUUUGUAAAUUGUAAACAACCGUUAAGUCUACACCAUUUUCUGCAGUUCUGCACUCAUGCUAAUAAAAGCUAGGCUGCCUCACCGCUAUCUUCGCGACGUCAAAGAUGGUAUAGCAACAGCCUAGUCCCUAGGCAUUCUCGGCUCGGACAACCCUGGACUCUACCGUGAGCUGUGACGUCACCGAGAGAUACACGCCGAGAACUUCAGUUCUCUCGCCCGCUUUUUCCCAGACUUCGCGCGGACAACGAGGCAAGAGAGAAUGCCUAGGGACUAGGCUGGUAUAGGCUGGUAUAGUCAUUGACGUCUGAGUGAGCGAUGGUAUAACUUUCAAAUUUGGUAAGGGCCAGCUGGUUUUGAAGAAUCAAAUUGAUCUACAGAUUAGGCCGAUUGGCCAGCCAAUUUUCUCAAGGAUAAAUAAAAAAAUUCACCAUUAUGCUUUUAGAAAACAUGACUAUGAUACAGAUAUCACGAGAGGAUUAACAAAUAAACAGAUACAGCUCUUUGCUUCCAUUUUAGAGACGCAUGUGUCACUUGUAUCGUUUUCCCAACAAGAAAAUAUGCUGCAUUCUUUCAAGGACAAACAGACAAUCACAGCUAUCCAUAACACCAUAGAGCAUUUAACACAUCCCGGAGGUGGAACGAACAUGACUGCAGUCUUUGGCGAGGCUCGGGAUUUGUUCUCAAACGCCAAGGGUGGACGAAGUCACGUGACACGAGUACUUGUGUUGGUCUCAGAUGGUGACUACCAGAGUAAGUUUGCGCCCAAGGAAGCACCCGGGGGUUCAUGGGGGCACAGAGACAUUCGAGCCCUUUUUUGGGGGGGGGGGGAGGGGGGGGGGGGAAGCGAGCAAGGUUGCGGGGUAAAAUUGUAGUUUCUUGCUAUCAGUGAUGUCUGUAUAGUGUUUUGGGUUUGAUUACAACAGAGUCAGGAUGGGAGUUGCACGCACUGAUCUCUACAGAUAAUUAAACUCACACACUUUUUUCUUUAUUAAGAGCACGAACGAGCCGUGGAGUCUUCACAGAGAGUAAAGGAAGAGGAAAUCGCAAUCAUAACGAUUGGAGUAGCUUCACCCAAUACCAACGAAGAGGUUUUACAAACAAUCGCAUCGUCAAAAGAACAAUUCCUUCUGUUUCCACAAGUAGGUUCAGCGGCUAGGGUGGACCUGAGCUCUGAUGAAAUCGCUGAAAUGAUUUGCAAAGGUGAAAAAACGUCAAUUACUGUUAGUAAUAACUUACUCUCUAAAAAGCCAUGCAGUCAAUCAGUGACGUACUAGUCUACUAUAGCUAGUCACUGAUCAGUCAAUUAGUCGGACUUUCUAGCGUGAAUCUAUUGCCUAGUAAAUUUUUUUCAAGCGCGUUUACUCAGUCUUGGAAAGAAUCUUAUCAAAAAAUUAGACUGCAUGCCACGACUCUGUUGAUCUGAAUACUGUCUUUUUUCAUUAAGAGUCAAACUGAACAACAGUUGUAUUAUAAAGUUGCUAUCUGACUAGUUAAAGACGGUAGCAGUAGGGGGGAGAGGUAGGGGUGGGGGCGGUUUCGUCAGGAUCGAGUCCACACUUCCAAACGAUUAGUUUCACAUGAUAUAUACAUACACAUGGGGAAGUUAAGUUAAUGCUUGAAUAUGAUUUACUUGUCUGUUUGCUGGUAAGUCACGACUGAAAUUUUUGUAAUGUCAUCUCGAUCAUCUGCUAAACUUCUCUCAUGGCUCUCUUUUGGUAUACUAGAAAAAAUCAAUAACAAAAUAAACAGUAGAUUUUACAUUUUCUUUACAGCAGCGAGAAAGCCCGAAGCAAUCGUUCUUCGAGUGAGGGAGAACUCAGCCUUACAAGGACGUAUCAUCAUUUCGUUAUUGGCGGAUAGUGAACUGAUGUGCGCGUUGAAGUGUUUGAAUACAGUGAGCUGCUUUUCUUUCAAUUACAAAUCCAAUGGACAAACGUGUGAGCUUAAUCAUGCAAACAAGUUGACUUCUCCUUUUGAUCUUAUCUGGGAUCUUGAUUCUGUAUAUUAUGAAAUGGUCUUCACUUCGGGGAAACAAUAUUAA